This is a messenger RNA of Caenorhabditis briggsae, 609 nucleotides long. Lineage: Eukaryota; Metazoa; Nematoda; Chromadorea; Rhabditida; Rhabditidae. The transcript is spliced from 3 exons. Bases 1 to 609 code for a protein of 202 amino acids. The record is from RefSeq and is a predicted model, not a curated record.
AUGACUUUCUGGAUAAUCACUAUUUUUGUCAUCGCCAUUUCAUCGUCCACAUCCCAUGGAGCAAGUCUUGCCACGGAGGAAAGCAAGGAUCACAACUGCACUCUCGGAGAUGGUCUGAAAGCUAUAUCUUGUGUUUUUAAAAUGCAAGAUUUCUUGGAGAAGGUUGAAGACCUGAACCUUGACAAUAAAGCAGAAACCGCAAAUUUCAAAAGUUCGUGUGACUCUCUCCGAGAAUGUUUCACUUCUCUUGACUGUAAAACUUCGUCAACUGAUCAGGAAACUUCCGAUAUCUCAGGCAUGAUCAAAACGUAUUGUGAUACUAUUGUCUACAUCUCCACUGAUUUUGUGGAGUGUAGUGAUAAACUGGAAGACAAGUCGUCUCAAUGUUUCGAGGACUGGGACCCUUUCCCAGAAGAUGUUUCAAAAGAAACGGAUCCGGUCAAAAAAAAGGAGAAGAGAAAAUUGGCGUGCAAGAAUUUCUUCGGGAAGGACAACUGUUUGAAACACGAAAUUACCACUAUGUGUAGUGAGGAAGAGUGGAAAGGAUUCAAAAAUCAUUUCAUCUCACUGAGCAAUAUGACAAGGCAAUGUGAUUUUCAUGAACUCUGA